AGCAGUGCGAUGCCGUGCCGAUACGAACUUGUAAAUUACAUCAAAAAAAACUGAAAUCGAAUCCAUCACUUAGGCUACAUACUAGCCACAGGCCGGCAGUACCUGCGGUCCCGAAGCCUAGGCAAGAUGUCCACCUACCGCAGCCUGUGCUCCCUGUCUGCCUUCCUCGCAUGUGUCUACUCUCCAGUCUCGCCGGCACUUGCGCUUAGCCUCUUGAAGAAGAGCCUGCUGCGUAAAAACAAGAGGCUCCAGCAGCACAAGCAUAAAAGCAAAAAUAAGCAUAAAUCCGACCUCGAACCCCAACCCGGCGAUGAAGAAUUUGACAAGAACGACCCGAACAGUUACCGGUCUCUCACCUCCGCCGAGACCACCUUCCGCAAGAAGAGCGCGUGCGCCGCGGACUAUGUGCGGACCUUCUACAACCCACUACCGUCCGGCUUUCGCAUCGCGGAGGCCGAGCGCAGCCAGGUUGACAGCCUCGGUGGGGACAGCACCUACGGCGAGAUUCUCCCGGACUCCCUGGCGCAAAUCCUGUGGUUGAUGCACAUCGGCCCGGAUGACGUCUUCUACGACUUGGGCUCCGGGAUCGGGAAAACGGUGAUUCAGGCCGCGAUGACCACCCCCGCAAAGAAAGUCGUUGGUGUGGAAGUCGCGGACUCGCGGUUUUCGGUUGCGGAAAAGGCCCUGCAGACCCUGAAGAAGGACGUGGCGCAGCGCACCAAGGACGAGCAGAUCGUGGCGCUCCAGCAGCAACUCGCGGUGCUGAAAGCCACCGGCGUGUCGGAAGACGAAAGAAACAAAGCCGCCAAUGGAAAUGCCAUGCCCAUGGCCUCCGAGGUGACGGACCAGCUCACCGCGGCGGGGAAGCGAAACGACGCGAACGCGGCCAAAUGCGGGUACGUGAAGGACAACGACCUGCUACGGGGGACGAAGCCGGUCGCGUUCGCGAACCUGGGCGGGUCGGGCGCGACCGAGCAGUUCUCCAUGUACAGCGGGGCGACGGAGAAGAACAUGGACAAGGUGAAAUUUUUGAACGAAGACUUCACGAAGGUGAACAUGCAAGACGCCACGGUGAUUUUCUCCGCCACGGUUUUGUACCAGCCCGCACUGCUGGCGAAGAUCUGCAACAACCUCGGCCCGAACGUGAAGCAGUUUGCGUCCAUGUCGGUGUUGGAAUUGGUGCCCGAGUGCGACCGGCGACUGUGUUUGCUGUACCACACGGAGCUGCCGAUGAGCUGGGGCGACACCCCGGUCCGGGUCUACCGCAUGAAGCAAUCGAAAACGUACGGCGACAAAUUUUGCAAAACGUCGCACGUGGCCGGGCCGGGCGGAAUCUUGAUGCAGAUGCCGGAAAGCGAUCCGAUCCCGGUCAGCUAUUGGGGCGGGAAACACUCUGCGGAGUUUGUGCAACAGGAGAAGAUGCUGGAGCGGGAAGCAUACCCCUCGUGAGAAAUAAAGCCUGCGGGUACUAUUGCUGAAAUAAAAAGCGUUCAUCGAAAAAGUAGAAGUCGCUUUGCAAAAAAGUAAAGGAAUUUGAGUCGGACAAGAGUUCGAACUUUUUGAAAUUUCGUCAAUCGUCCAAGACGAGAAGGAGAAUCAUGAAGAACACAUUUUUAAACAAGAAACAUGGCGAAGAUCGGAUGGAAAACAAAAUUUAGGUUCGAACAAAACCACAGAAUCUCAGAGCAACCAUCAUACAUCACGACGAAAACUAAUUUCUCAAAAAUUUCACUUACCA
Molecule: messenger RNA, 1738 nt
Organism: Amoebophrya sp. A120
Lineage: Eukaryota; Dinophyceae; Syndiniales; Amoebophryaceae
Source: the annotation of a GenBank genome assembly